This is a messenger RNA of Arthroderma uncinatum, 999 nucleotides long. RefSeq lists its product as uncharacterized. Lineage: Eukaryota; Fungi; Ascomycota; Eurotiomycetes; Onygenales; Arthrodermataceae. The coding region runs from base 1 to 999 and encodes 332 amino acids. Gene Ontology annotation, molecular function: DNA-binding transcription activator activity, RNA polymerase II-specific; transcription cis-regulatory region binding. The transcript is spliced from 3 exons. The record is from RefSeq and is a predicted model, not a curated record. Gene Ontology annotation, cellular component: RNA polymerase II transcription regulator complex.
AUGGAGUACCCGUACUUUUCGUCUGCUCCCCAGCAAGCGUAUCCAUAUUAUAGCCAGCAAGCACCUCAGGAUGCCUCGCCAGACCAGUUUCGAGCCAUGGUGCCAGGGCCUGAGCAGCAGCAGUUUGACCCGGCAUUCCAGCAAUUUGAGCCAUAUCAAUUCAGCCAUGCUCCUCCUCCCCAUGGCCCAGUCAACAAUGUACCGUCGGCUCACUAUCCAAGGCAAUCCAUCGAGCCGGUGACUUCCGGACAAGUAUCGAUAUCUCCCCCUCAUGCAGCCGAGAUCAAACAUGAUACCUCCAUCGACUCGAAUGCCUUCUCGCAUAGUAUGAACAUCGAUAACGGCGAAGAUGGCCACCUCGAACAGGACCCUCGUAGCAGCAGUGAGGAAAAGGACUCCAACAUGACCCCUGCACAGAGCCGUAGAAAGGCCCAGAAUCGAGCUGCCCAACGAGCGUUCCGUGAACGCAAGGAGAGACGAGUUCGCGACCUCGAACAAGAAUUGACAGAAUACAAGCAAAACUUCUCCAGCUUGCUCGAAGACAACGAAGUUCUAAAGCGCCAGAUGGCAAAGGUAGCCACGGAAAACGAGAUCCUUCGCGCAACUUCAAAGGCUGCACACUGUCACGGCUCUCCAGCUCGCGAACCAGAACCCACAACUACCGGUCCGCUAAUAUACUCUCCCAAGGACUAUAGCAGUACCGCCAGCACCACCAGCGGCGGCAGCGGUUUGUCAACAGAGAAAGAGAAGCAUCAAAAGCCCAUCCACGCGGUCAAGGUGUGUGAAGUUACCGGUGAGAAGCUGCUGGAUGCAUCGGCCACCUGGGAUCUGAUAGUCAGCCAUCUAUCGGAUUCGGGCGUCAAGCUGGACGUACAAGAUAUAUAUGAUCGGUUAAAGGGACACGCACAGUGCGAUGGCACAGGUCCUGUCAUUGGCGAGUCACAGGUUAUCAAGGCAAUACAGGAAAGCAUUGCGGCUGGCAGUGACGAGUUGAUUUAG